CCUGGUGGCGGCGGCGGCGGCGGCAGCGAGAACAGCGGCAGCAGUGGCCGCGCAGCCCGCGGCAUGGAGCGGCGCCUGGGCUAAGCCGGGCGCGCACGGGCCGCCGCAUGUGCCGCGCAGGGGGCGGCUGCAAGCGGGCGGAAAGCGAGCGCAAGGGCCCCGUCGGAGCGGCCGCCGGAGCAGCGCCGGAGAUGGGAGAACAGCCCAUCUUCACCACCCGAGCGCAUGUCUUCCAGAUUGACCCCAGCACCAAGAAGAACUGGGUGCCUGCAAGUAAGCAAGCUGUCACUGUUUCCUACUUCUACGAUGUCACGAGGAAUAGCUAUCGGAUCAUCAGUGUGGAUGGAGCCAAGGUGAUCAUAAACAGCACAAUCACGCCGAAUAUGACCUUCACCAAAACGUCACAGAAGUUUGGGCAGUGGGCAGACAGCAGAGCCAACACCGUGUUUGGUUUGGGGUUUUCUUCUGAGCAGCAGCUGACAAAGUUUGCAGAUAAGUUCCAGGAGGUAAAAGAAGCUGCCAAAUUAGCCAAAGACAAAUCCCAGGAGAAAAUCGAAACUUCGAGUAAUCAUUCCCAAGAAUCUGGGUGUGAAACCCCAUCUUCUACUCAGGCAUCCAGCGUCAAUGGAACGGAUGAUGAAAAGGCUUCUCACGUGGGUCCAGCUGACACACACCUCAAGUCUGAGAACGACAAACUGAAGAUCGCUUUGACACAGAGUGCUGCCAAUGUGAAGAAAUGGGAGAUCGAGCUGCAGACCCUGCGGGAAAGCAAUGCUCGGCUGACCACAGCACUGCAGGAGUCAGCAGCCAGCGUGGAACAGUGGAAGAAGCAGUUCUCCAUCUGCCGAGAUGAGAACGAUAGGCUCCGAAACAAGAUUGACGAGUUAGAAGAACAGUGCAGUGAGAUAAACAGGGAGAAGGAGAAGAAUACUCAGCUGAAGAGAAGAAUUGAGGAGCUGGAGUCAGAACUCCGAGAAAAGGAGACGGAGUUGAAAGAUCUCCGAAAACAAAGUGAAAUCAUACCUCAGCUCAUGUCAGAGUGUGAAUACGUCUCUGAGAAGUUAGAGGCGGCAGAGAGAGACAAUCAAAACCUGGAAGACAAAGUGCGAUCUCUAAAGACCGACAUUGAGGAAAGUAAAUACCGACAGCGUCAUCUGAAGGUAGAGUUGAAGAGCUUCCUGGAGGUGCUGGAUGGGAAGAUUGAUGACCUCCAUGACUUCCGCCGAGGCCUCUCCAAGUUGGGUACAGACAACUAGGGCCGGGCACAGACCUGGGCCCUGGAUCGUGAGUCCCACGUGUGUGUGUGUGUGUGUGUGUGUGUGUGAUGAAAUAGGACUAGGAUGUUCUCCUGUUAGCAUUGCUUCUGUAAAUGCAGGCGCAAUUUGUCUUGUUUCCAAACCAGUUGUGCCGUCCACUCACUCCUCUCCAGAAUAGAAAUCUCUUGCUCCUCUGGCCUCACGAGGUUGUGGACAACUGGAAGAUUCUGACUCAGGAAUCCAGAACUAGGUCUACCUAAAAUGUUUACGCAGUCAGGGCAGGGAUGUUUAUAUCUUUCUUAAGGGCUGUUGCAACCAUAUGAACCGAAAAACAAGGUAAUUUUCUAAUUCAAGUAUCAGUGUCCCCUUUACAACAGGCCUUUUUGCUCCUUUUAUUGAAUAGCAUUUGGAGUACACGAUUGUCCACCAGGCUCCAGUCCAUGGGGCAAGGAGGGAGUAACGUCUCUCACAGUAAACAUUGAGUCAUUUUCAAGCAACCAUUUAGUGUGGUGACUUAUCUGGAGAAAGAAAGCAAGUUUCUGGGUGAAUUUUCUGGUAUGGGAAUCACUUGUAUCCACUAUACCCCAUCCUCCCUCAGUUUGUAUGGUUGCGACAAUAUUCCUUUUGUUGGUUUUAAUUUCUGAGCAGAUGCUUGUGCUAUGGGAACAGCACAUGGUGAGGGCGCCAAGCACACAGUGCCUGGCACAAUGUAGGUGCUUAAUAAAUAUUGUUCAAUUAAACAUUUA
This is a messenger RNA of Urocitellus parryii (Arctic ground squirrel), 2002 nucleotides long. RefSeq names its product homer scaffold protein 2 (gene Homer2). The record is from RefSeq and is a predicted model, not a curated record. Gene Ontology annotation, molecular function: G protein-coupled glutamate receptor binding. Lineage: Eukaryota; Metazoa; Chordata; Mammalia; Rodentia; Sciuridae. Gene Ontology annotation, biological process: G protein-coupled glutamate receptor signaling pathway.